AUGAUAAAGUUUAGAGUGGAUCUCCAAGAUCUAUGGGCAUCAGGCUUUUUGUGGGAUGAAGACCUACCAGAUGCUGUCCAAAAUAAAUGGAUCGACAAUUUCCAAGUAUUGAACGAAAUCCCUAAUAUACAAUUUAAUCGAAAGCUCAAGCCAGAUAAUGCAGUCGACAAGCCCGAAAUACACGGAUUCUGCGACGCAGGAGAAUUAGCGUAUGCAGCAGUAAUUUUCCUUAGAUGGAAAUGUGAAGACGGUAGUUACAGUUUUAUUCCCAUUAUGGUCAAGGCAUUCGUGGCUCCGCUUAGAAAAAAGUCUAUUCCAAGAUUAGAAUUACUUGGAUGUCUAGUUCUAACCCGUAUUUACGCAGCAUGUGUUCAAGCGUUGAAAUUCGCUAAUGCAAAAGAUUGGAAUUAUGUACUCUGGACUGAUUCACAAACCGUCCUCUCUUGGAUCAAGACACCGGCAAGGAAAUUCAAACCGUUUGUAUCAGUAAGAGUGGCUGAAAUUCAAGAAAGUGUAAAUGUUGGAAAUUUCAGAUAUGUUAAAUCGAAAGACAAUCCUGCAGACGCUCUUAGUAAAGGCAUUUCCAUACACCAAUUGAAUAAUUGGAUGGCUGGUCCACAAUUCUUAAUUGGUUCCGAGGUAAUUGAUAAUUCAAGGCAAGACCCAAGCGAAAGCAACGAAGAAAUGGACAUUGAAUAUAAGAGUAAAUUCAAGAGCGAAUUGAGAGAAAGUGAAGAAACAACGAGUGAAAGUUGUAAUACCGUUGAAGUCCUAAACAAUGUUUUAUUCAAACGAUUACUAGAUAAUUGUUCAUCAUUUUCUAAAAUACGAAGAACGAUGGCCUACGUUCUCCGAUUUAUUCGCAUUUUGCGAAACAAAGUCAAAGAAACAAAUCCUAUUUCUUGGAAUGAACUGAAAGUAGCAGAAAAUCUGUUGUUUAAGUGGUGUCAACAAGAAGUGGAUAUUAGAAAAUUCCCUAUCCAAAAAUUAAAGCCGAAGUUCGAUGAAGAAGGCUUAUUGCGUGCACAUGGGAGAUUAGAGAAUAUUCGAUCACUUCCGCAAGAAAUGUGCAAACCAAUUGUCCUUCCACGCGAUCAUCCUCUAGUUGUUCUGCUAUUACGCCAUUUACACGAACAAAAAUGUCAUUGUGGAUAUAAAAGCCUUGUACACGAAGCACGAAAGAAGUAUUGGAUAAUUGGAAUACGGAACGCCGCAAAGAAACUCACGAACAAAUGUAUCAUGUGCAAGAAAUUACGAAGCAAACCACUGGAACAGAUAGAGGGACAACUCCCAAGUCUUCGCGUAGCUAUGGGAUUACCCGCGUUUACAAAUACAGCCAUGGAUAUGUUCGGUCCAAUUCAGAUUAGGAUGAAUCGUAAAACACGUAAAGAAGCGCAAGUAAUAAUUUUCAUGUGUAUGACAAUGAGAGCCAUACACUUGGAACUUGUGACGGAUAGAAGCACCGAGACAUUUCUAAUGGCAUUUAGAAGAUUUGCCUGUACUUAUGGACAUCCUAAUGUCUGUUGGUCUGACCGUGGUACAAAUUUCGUGGGAGCCCAAGCUUACCUUAAAGAAGUUACGUCAAGUUGGGAUACUUCCAAAAUCCAAAAGGUUCUUGCAGAAGAAUUCAGUUGUGAUUUUAGAUGGGAAUUUAACAUCCCAAAGGCAAGUCAUCAAAAUGGAGUGGUAGAAAGCCUGAUCAAAUCAGUACGUCAUGCAAUGAAUGCGACAUGUAAAAAUCAAGCACAUACUGAAGAGCAAUGGCAUACCAUCCUAAAGGAAAUUACUUACCUGGUCAAUAGUUGA
Molecule: messenger RNA, 1806 nt
Organism: Dendronephthya gigantea
Lineage: Eukaryota; Metazoa; Cnidaria; Anthozoa; Malacalcyonacea; Nephtheidae
Exons: 1
Coding region: 1-1806 (601 amino acids)
Biological process (GO): DNA integration
Molecular function (GO): nucleic acid binding
Source: RefSeq, a predicted model, not a curated record